Cuscuta campestris is the source of this 2773-nucleotide messenger RNA. The record is from the annotation of a GenBank genome assembly. NCBI's taxonomy places the organism in Eukaryota, Viridiplantae, Streptophyta, Magnoliopsida, Solanales, Convolvulaceae.
GAAAAAAAGAGAGACACCACGUCAUCCAUCACGUUAAAUCUAACUGCCGCCCGCCGUCCCGACUAGAUGAGCUGUUCCACACUGUACAAGUGCCAUUGGCUUCCGCCUUGGCCCCCCACCCCAACUCUUCCCUCUCUCUCUCUACGUACUACGCAGUACCUGUCUGUGUCUAUCUAUUUUUGGACAUGGUUUUCUUCUUCAACUUUGCUUCCUCCCUUCUGGUUCACCCCCCUUAACCCCAUUUCCCCUCCAUAGACAAACAAGUUCUCUCCAAAUCAAGCGGUUCAAAUUCUCCCUUUCCUCUCCUAAGCUCCCAACCAAAAUAUGCCUGCUUGGUGGGGAAGGAAGUCCUCCAAGAACAGCCCCAAAACCCAACAGCCCGAUUCUCCGUCCACCGUCAAGAAUAAUGAUGAUAAGAGAACGGCCGCCACAGCUGCCGCGGGCGAGAAGGAGCCGCAGCCACCCAAUAUUAGCUCCGAUGAGGUGGUCUCUGGAACCGUAGUACUAGCGAGGAAAUCGCCUAGAAGUAGCAGAGAGUUCUCUAGUGGUAGAGGGUCGUCUUCUGGAUCUUCCGGUUUUGAUUCAGCUUCCUCUUUGGACCGAGCGCUUCCGCUGCCGAAGCCGACUUUCUCAAAUGGACAUGGAGUUGGAUUGGGAUCUGGGUCCGAGUCCGGAUCCAGCGUUAGCUCUUCUGGCUCAUGUGAGGAUCAGCCUUACUCCGCUUCUUUCAGAGGAGCUGGAGACAAUAAGUUCAGACAGCUAUCUCGAAGCCCGGUUAGAUCAAGAGCAUCCACUACCACACCUUCACCGCGACAUCUGCGAUUUUCCAGUAGUAGUUUGGACUCCCCGACAGGGAAGUUGGAUGAUGGGAAGAGUGAAUGUCAUCCCUUGCCUCUUCCGCCUGGUUCUCCGACCAGCCCUUCCUCUUUGCCAAAUCUAAGAACUCCCGUCACCGAAUGCUCAACUGGUAAUUUGUCACAAUGGAAGAAAGGCAGGCUCCUAGGUCGAGGCACAUUUGGCCAUGUCUAUCUUGGAUUCAGCAAUGAGAAUGGACAAAUGUGUGCCAUUAAAGAAGUCAAAGUUGUUGCAGAUGACCAGACAUCCAAAGAAUGCCUUAAGCAAUUGAACCAGGAAAUUAUGUUGCUAAGGCAGUUUUCCCAUGCAAACAUUGUCCAAUACUAUGGAAGUGAAUUGGGUGAAGAAAUGCUAUCAGUUUACUUGGAGUAUGUUUCUGGAGGAUCUAUCCAUAAAUUGUUGCAAGAAUAUGGGCCAUUCAAGGAGCCCGUUAUUCAGAACUACGUGAGGCAAAUUCUAUAUGGCCUUGCAUACCUGCACACAAGAAAUACCGUGCAUAGAGAUAUCAAAGGAGCAAAUAUAUUAGUCGAGCCUAAUGGUGAAAUCAAACUUGCAGAUUUUGGCAUGGCUAAGCAUAUUAAUUCUUAUUCUUCAAUGCUAUCUUUCAAAGGAAGCCCUUAUUGGAUGGCACCUGAGAUAGUCAUGAAUACAAAUGGCUACAGCCUUGCAGUGGAUAUAUGGAGCUUAGGGUGUACGAUUCUUGAAAUGGCAACAUCAAAGCCGCCUUGGAGCCAAUAUGAAGGGGUUGCUGCCAUAUUUAAAAUCGGAAACAGCAAAGAUAUGCCUGAAAUUCCCGAUCACCUAUCCAAUGAUGCCAAAAGUUUUAUAAGGUUAUGUUUGCAGCGAGAGCCAUCUGCACGUCCUACCGCAGCACAGCUUCUAGAACAUCCUUUUAUUACAGACCAAAAGGCUGCAAGAGGAUUAAUCCCUGAAAUCAAUGUAAAUAAGGAUACUCAUUCUGGCCUCUUUGAUGGAAACCGCACCCAGCUAGCCAUCGAUCUACAUCCCAGCCGGAGCAACAUGAGGUCUCUUGAGGCCUCAAAUUAUUUAACGAGACCAGUUCUAACCGUUUCUAGAGCCAUUAUCAGCUCAAGGGAUACUACAAAAAGUAUAACAUCUUUGCCAGUAUCUCCCUGUUCAAGCCCUCUGAGACAACAUGAACCAGCACGCCGGAGCUGCUAUCUCUCCCCACAACACUCAUCGUAUCCUGUCACGGGCCAAAGUGGGUAUAAUACAAAUGACUACUCAAUAUUUGCAACACGGCCGAAUCCUAGAAGUAUACUGGACCCAUGGCUUGGGACACAUCAAUUUAGUGCUCAUACAACACCUGGAAGAUCCUCAAAAACUAGACCCAUUCUUUAGACUGAUCUCAAUUAUAGAAUGAAGAGGAUCUUCGGCUGCCCAGAUAAGUUUGGUGGUGCCUAUAGAAUCGAAGUGGGCGUGUGCAGUCUCCUAUUUAUGACCUGCUAAAUGGUGGUUGUGUGUGGUGGUUUUUCCUCGGAAAUUGGCAUGUCGAAAUUGUACUAUAGGCGAUGGUUUCGGCUAAUCAUGCCUCCAUGAUGCCUGUUGGUUGUAAUCUUAAAAAGCUCUCCCCCCCCCCCUUCUUUCUUGAAUUCAAAUGUAAAUGAAAUGAGUAAUCCUUGUGAGUAAUCCUUGUUUAUUUAGAUGUGUUAAGGCUAUGUGUAGUGCCUCACCAUCUCCUUGGCUUGACCCUCUGUAGAAUUGACAUGUAAGCAAGUUUCACGUACGAACACCCCCCCCCCUUCUCGGCGGCUUCUCGUGAGCGCUGCGCGUGUAGAGCGUGCUGGAUACGGCCCGCAGAAGCAAGGAAGAUGAAGGAGCCAAGAAGAGGAGAACAUUAGCAAGAUGGGUUGAACUUGAAGGCUGAAGCAUUCUUAAAGAAAGAGGGUGAAGUUGG